AUUUAAUUAUUUUUUAACAUCUUUGUUUUAGUGUCACUUUUGAAAGAUCAUUCUUUCUAUUAAUUUUUGUCAUAAUUAUUUGAAAUAAGAGUUGAAUAUUUCCUGUUAGUUUAUGGAAGAAAUUUUGAUUAGGAAAGAUGGAAAAAUAUUCUUUCAUUAGCGUAAAUUAUUUCAAAUUUGCAAAAUGCAGAGACAACUUCGAGCUGCUCUUAUUCAGUUAUCAGUUGGAAAAGGUCUUAGUAAAAAUAUCGCACACGCUUUUAAAAUGAUUCGUGAAGCCAAAAGUAAAUGCGCACAACUUAUAGUUUUACCAGAAUGUUUUAAUUCUCCAUACGAAGCAGCGAAGGAGUGCGACAUAUAUCUUGUUGGUGGAACAAUUCCAGAAAAAGUCGAUGAUAAAAUUUAUAACACUUGUACAGUUUGGGAUCCAAAAGGCGAAAUGAUUUUAAAAUACCGCAAAUUGCAUUUGUAUGAUGUGGACAUUCCCGGGGGCAUAACAUUUAAAGAAUCAGACAUUUUGACUUCUGGAAAUAAAUUACAAACAUUCAGUAUUAGCGACAAUAUUAAAAUUGGUAUUGCUGUCUGUUACGAUUUGCGAUUCGAAGAGUUAGCAAAAUUAUACAGAAUAAUGAAUUGCGAGUUGAUAAUAUAUCCAGGAGCUUUUAAUAUGACUACUGGACCAAUUCAUUGGGAAUUAUUGCAAAGGGCUAGAGCAUUAGAUAACCAGAUGUAUAUAUUUGGUGUCAGUCCGGCACGAAGCGAAAAAGGUUACAUUGCAUGGGGUCAUUCUCAAGUUACAAAUCCAUGGGGAAAGGUUAUUGUUCAAGCAGGUUACGUUGAAGAAAUUAUUUAUUGCGAUCUUGAUUUUGAAGAAUGUAGUACAGCAAGAAAGCAAUUGCCAGUUUUUUCACACAGAAGGACGGAUGUGUACAAUACAAUUCUUGUAAAUGCCUGUCGCGAUUAAAUCAUAAAAUAAAGUAACAAUUGGGUAAUCCAACGAUGUACUUUAGCAAA
Molecule: messenger RNA, 1014 nt
Organism: Agrilus planipennis (emerald ash borer)
Lineage: Eukaryota; Metazoa; Arthropoda; Insecta; Coleoptera; Buprestidae
Product: omega-amidase NIT2-like
Exons: 2
Coding region: 185-964 (259 amino acids)
Biological process (GO): L-glutamine metabolic process; oxaloacetate metabolic process
Cellular component (GO): mitochondrion
Molecular function (GO): omega-amidase activity
Source: RefSeq, a predicted model, not a curated record